Messenger RNA from Menidia menidia (Atlantic silverside), 1396 nucleotides. The record is from the annotation of a GenBank genome assembly. NCBI's taxonomy places the organism in Eukaryota, Metazoa, Chordata, Actinopteri, Atheriniformes, Atherinopsidae.
GCAGCUAUUGCCAGGCUGAGCUCUGCUCCGAUGGAUAAUCACAGUGUCUCCACGGGAAGCUCCCAGCAAUCCCUGCCUGCAGAACAGGCAGACGGGCGUGUUUAUGAGCUCCCCGUUCAGAGCAACUCCACCAACCGCAGCUCCCUGUUUGCAGACGUGGCUUUGCUGCAGACUUUCAAGCCUCUCAUCAUCCCCUGCUAUGUGCUGGUGGUGGUGGUGGGAGUCUGUGGGAACUACCUCCUCCUCUACGUCAUCUGCCGAACCCGAAAAAUGCACAACGUCACCAACUUCUUCAUCGGGAACCUGGCCUUCUCCGACAUGCUCAUGUGCGUGACGUGUGUCCCCUUUACCCUGGCCUAUGCCUUCAACCCGCACGGUUGGGUUUUCGGGCGCUCCAUGUGCUACCUGGUGUUCCUCAUCCAACCUGUCACCGUCUAUGUUUCCGUCUUCACGCUCACAGCCAUUGCUGUAGACAGAUAUUACGCCACCGUCCACCCCCUGAAGAAGCGGACCUCGGUGGGGACCUGCGUCUCCGUCCUCACUGGGAUCUGGCUGCUGUCCUGCGGCCUGGUGGCCCCGGCCGUGACCCACACCUACCACGUCGAAUUCAAAGAGGAGGGCUUCACCAUCUGCGAGGAGUUCUGGCUGGGCCAGGAGAAGGAACGGCGCGCCUACGCGUACAGCACGUUGCUGGUCACCUAUGUCCUCCCGCUGUCGGCUGUCUUCGUCUCUUAUCUCUGCAUCACCGUCAAACUGAAGAAGUGCGUCGCCCCCGGCAACAGGACACAGGACAAGGCGAGCGCCCAUCAGGCCCGGAAGAGGAAGAUCUUUCGUUUGGUCGCCCUGCUGGUGUCGGCCUUCGGCCUGUGCUGGCUUCCUAUCCACGUGUUCAAUGUGCUGAGGGACAUCGACAUCCGCCUGAUCAACAAGCGCUACUUUUUGCUCAUCCAGCUUCUGUGCCACCUGUGUGCCAUGAGCUCUUCGUGCUGCAACCCCUUCCUGUACGCGUGGCUGCACGACCGCUUCCGCGCCGAGCUGAGAAAGAUGUGGAAGUGCCAUCCGCGCAUUGGAGUACCCGCCAGCAACUGUGCCGCUGGGGUGGUCUUAUAAAGAAGGACAGAGCUCUACUUAUAUGUGCGGAAUUAUACCGCAGAGAGGAAGUUUACAACUAAAACCAGUAAAGCUUCUUCUCACGGUAAGAUUGAAUCUGCCAAGAAAAAUUUAAGGGGGCCUGAGUUUAGAUGGAUCCAUGGUGUGGAGACCAUGGAUUUUAUGGAGAAAUUGGUAAAGGGUCCUGUGAUAACAGAACAAAUUAAAGUGAUAACAAUUAGGGUUGUGGCAUCAGUUAACAAAAGGGUCACAGGUUGACUAUAAUCAGCAUUUGUCAUCACAAAUG